This is a messenger RNA of Vicia villosa (hairy vetch), 1629 nucleotides long. RefSeq lists its product as uncharacterized. The transcript is spliced from 5 exons. The record is from RefSeq and is a predicted model, not a curated record. NCBI's taxonomy places the organism in Eukaryota, Viridiplantae, Streptophyta, Magnoliopsida, Fabales, Fabaceae. The coding region runs from base 1 to 1629 and encodes 542 amino acids.
AUGGACGAAGCUAUUGCUAAUAGUUUUUGGAAAUCCUUGGAUAUUAGUUUUUCUUUCUCUAAUUCGGUGGGAAGAUCAGGGGGUUUGAUAACUUUGUGGAGGAACGAUUGUAUGUCGGUGUUGAAUAGUUUUAAGGGUGAUGGCUUUUUGGGUAUUAAAGUGAGGUGGAAGGAUAAUCUUUAUUAUGUGGUGAAUGUUUAUUCUUCGUGCGAUCUCAAUAAGAAGAAAUCUAUGUGGGAUGAGUUGUUAGAAUUGAAGAAGAUUUUGCUUGAUGGAGAGUGGAUCUUGGGAGGUGACUUCAAUGCUAUCAAGAAUGGUAAAGAGAGGAGAGGUAGGAGGGCCAUGUUGAAUAAGAGAGAAGCAGAGUUAUUUUCAGAAUUUAUUUUCAAAAGUGCUUUGGUGGACGUUCCUUGUAAAGGAAAAAAUUUCUCUUGGUUUAGCGGAGAUGAGUGGAAAAGUUUGAAGGUGGAAGGAAGAGGAGACUUUAUUCUUAAGGAAAAACUUGGGAUACCCGGUCACAUCGCAGUGGACUCGGUUCAUGCGGCGGACAUCAUGUCUUUGAGGAGGAGUUUAUCGGCAUUUGAUGGGUGGGAGGAGGGAAAAGAUUCCGUGGUGUGGUUGGGAAACUCGGAGAAAGAGUUUUCGGUAGCUUCUUGUUAUGAAUUGUAUAAGAAAUUACUUAUUCCAUACGGCCCUCCUAUAAAAAAUGCGAAAGCUUUUGGCCUUUUGUGGGUGAUGGAAGUGCCUUACAAGAUAAAGACUUUUGGAUGGAGACUUCUUCACAAUAGGCUUCCGAUGAAAGAUCUUUUGGUGAUGAGAGAGGUGGAGGAUGCGUUAAAGGACUUUAACGAUCUUGAUAUUGAAGGGGAAGAUUGUGAUAUGGUGGAUGGGUCGAAUCUUGCUUCAAGAAGGUCGUUGGCCUCUUCUAGGGUGUGGAAUUCGAUUUACUUCAAAGAGAGUGUUCUUCGGCAGAAAGCUAGAUGUUUAUGGCUUUCAGAAGGAGACUUAAAUUCUCAUUUUUUUCACAAAGCAAUCAAACAUCGAGUUAGGAGAAAUUCGUUGUUGGGGCUGAAUUCACCUAAUGGGUGGAUUGAUAAGGUGGAUUUGGUCAAAGAGGAGGUUUGGUCUCACUUUGAACAAAGGUUUUCGGAAUAUUUGUUCUCAAGAUCUCUCAUGGAUGGGAUUCUCUUCACGUCUCUCUUGAGGGUGGAUGCUCAUAUUCUUGCUUUCGUUAAUGAGUUUCAUGCUUUUGCUUCUUUGCCCAAAGCGGUUACUUAUUCAUUUUUGGCUUUGAUUCCCAAGGUGGAUAUUCCAACUUCUUUGGAUGACUAUAUACCGAUUUGCCUCUUUGGAAGCAUUUGGGGGUUGGUGGUCAAUGAAGUGUUGGAUUAUGCAAAGAUAUUCAAGAAGAGUUUUAUGAUGGUGAAAGUGGAUUUCGAGAAGGCUUAUGAUUGUGUGUCUUGGGACUUUCUGAGAUAUUUGUUGCGUAGGAUGUGUUUCGGAGAGAAAUGGAGAAGUUGGAUGGAAGCACUUAUUUUUAAUAUUUCCAUGUCGAUUCUUGUGAAUGGUAGUACGACUAGAGAUUUUUUGGUUUCUAGAGGAUUGUGUCAAGGAGAUUUGAAGGAUUAG